UCCAUUUCUUUUAUACUUUGAGCCAACCUCCCACAAACACAAACACAAACACACGAAGACAACUUCCUCUAAUCUCCUCUCCCUCCUCCUCUUCGCGGCGUAAGCAAAGCAGAGUGCUUUCCAAGUGUUUCUCCAUCCAAAAAACGUUCAAAUUAUGAUUACACCAAACUAGAUUUUCAUAGGCUGUAUUUAUUUUUUUCUCUCAAGAAAUUCAAAGCUCUUGGCCUUGUCGCUCGUCGUAUUUUCUUGCUCUUAUUACUUCGCUGCCUGCGUCACAGCGCUUGGGCCGCUUGGCAUUGAGAUUCACAGGUGCGCUCGAUAGCCCCACGACUGGGGUCUCCGUUUCCGCCACUGUGAUUGAUCUUUUCGGUUCAUGUAAUGGGAUGCUUCUUUCCUUUCUAGGCCUUGCAGUUUUUAGGGUUUGGUUUUCGUAUUACUUAGCAUAAUGCGUCUGGGUUCUUGCCCGGGAAUAGCUUGGUUUUGCUCAUGCUUUUUGAGAGGAUAGUCUUGUCAUUUUUGGAGACAGUAUUAACUGAGAUGAGGGUCUUCUUGGUUUCUUCUUCUUGAAUUGUAAAAGCCCUUCUAGACAAAAAUUGCUUCUUUUAGUAACAUUUCCUUUAGAUUAUACAAAAGUUUCUUAUGCAUUUGAUUGAUUGGGGGGGGUUCUUAUUGAAUUAUUCUUGACCAAGUUCUUUGUUAUUAUCUCAUGGUAUAUAGUGUGAAGUGAGGCAAAGAUAAGAAAGUGAAAAGAAAUAAAGAAAGCCUAAUUUCAGUGUACAGGCAGUUUUGAGAAUUAGGGUUUGGGAAUUUGGAUUGAGAUUAGCACCAACUCGUUUCUUUGGGGGUUUUGAACUUUGGUAUUGACUAAUGUGAAUUUAAAUUUAAAGUGACAUAUUAUUAUUUUUCUUCUGGUAAAGUAGUUAAGAAUAUUGUGGGGGAAUUGAGAAGUUUUAGACGAAAGACGAAUUGGGGAUUCGUUUAAUAUCGAUUGAUCAUGAUUGAGACAAGUUAUGGAUAGAAGUGAGCCCGCUUUAGUGCCAGAAUGGUUGAAAAGCAGUUUAAGUGUCACUGGUGGAGGCAGUACAAACCAUCAAUUUUCAUCAUCUUCUUUGCACUCAGACGAUCAUCCCAUAUCAAAGCAUGCGAAACAUAGGUCAUCCACGAGCAGUAAUGAUCAUGAUAUAGGUCGUCUAUUUGCUUCAGAUCAAGCCACUUCCUCCUAUUUUCGCCAGAGUUCUAGUAGUAAUGGUUCUGCCCUCUCACGGCCUUAUAGUACUUUUGGCAAAAGCCACCGUGAUAGGGAUUGGGAGGACAUCAAUGCCUACUGUGAUAAGGACAAGUUUAUUUUGGGUGACCACAGGCGGCCUGAAUAUGCUGAUUCUCUUGGUAGCAUCUUGCCUAAUAGGUUUGAGAAGGAUAUGUUGCAGCGUCCACAGUCUAUGAUUACAGGAAAAAGUGGUGACACAUGGCCCAGGAGAGUAGCUGUUGACUCAAAUAGUACUAAAAAUAAACACAGCAAUGAUAAUGGUCUACUUGGUAGGGGUAGUGUUGUUAGCAGUACUACUAAAACUGCAUUUGACCAGCACUUUCCCUCACUCAUCGCUGAAGAGCGAGAAGAUGGUUCUGAAAUUGGAAGAAUCCCAACUUCUGGCAUGAACCCUGCCAUUCAGAGCUUGCGAAUUGGCACUUCAUCUGCGAUUGGUGGUGAUGGCUGGAAGUCGGCUCUAGUAGAGGUCCCUGUGAUUGUUGGAAGCAAUAGCAUUGAUGCAGCGUUGCCUCAGCAAACUCUUUCUGCAAGCUCAGCUUCUGUGUCUCCAAGCAGAGGGACUGGCCUCAAUAUGGCUGAAACAUUGGCUCAGGGCCCUCCUUGUGCUCAUACACCUCCACAAUUAUCUAUUGCAACUCAAAGGCUUGAAGAGCUGGCUAUGAAGCAAUCUAGGCAAUUAAUUCCCAUGACGCCUUCCCUGCAGAAACCCCUGGUUCCUAGUCCUUCGGAGAAAUCAAAACCAAAGAUUGGGCAGCAGCAGCAUACGUUCUCAUCUCCACACCCUGUUAAUUACACUUCACGUGGAGUUUCUACAAAAUUUGAUAUUACAAAGGUAUCUGUGGGCAAUCUUUGUGUCCUCAAUCCAUCACGAGAAUUGAAUGGUUUCUCUUCAACUGCUAAGGAUAGCUUGAGUCCUACUAAUGGAAGUAGAGUGGUUAAUAGCCCACCUGGUGUUGCUCCAUCAGCUGCUGUGUCUGGUCCCUUGAGGAACUUAAGCAACAAUUUAAGCCCUACCAGUGCUGACUGCAGGCUAACUGCUUUCCGGACAACUGUGGAGAAGAAACCAUCAUCUCAAGCCCAGAGCCGGAAUGAUUUCUUCAAAAAGCUUUCAAGAAAAAACUCUUCGACAAACCCCCCUUCUGCUGUUCCUGAUACUGGCCCAGCAGUUUCUGUCUUAGAGAAUUCUGAUAAAUUGGUCAUAGAAACUGCCACUCCCACCUCUGUUAAACUUCAGAGUAGAGAUGUCCUUUCAUUAGAUAACUCUGUUGCAGGCUUGUUGUCUGCGAGUAGGGUUGAGAUGGGCUGCAAUGGCUAUCCACGUGAAGUGUCUCAGAAAUGUUUAAGCAACGGAGAAGUGCAUUCAAGCCCUCAUGUGAUUCUUUAUCCAGAUGAGGAAGAGGCUGCAUUUUUACGAUCACUUGGGUGGGAGGAAAAUGCUGGAGAGGAUGAAGGCCUUACAGAGGAGGAGAUCAGCGCUUUCUACAUGGAGUACAUGAAAUUGCAGCCGUCAUCAAAACUUCUGCAGGGAAUGCAGCCAAAGAGUUCACUGGCAGUUAAGUCACAAGAUGGCAGUAGUGGUGGUUAGCUAAGAAUAUUGAUUUGGAAAAUGUCUGAGCAAGUCUAGGAAGUCUGGAUAUGAUUGUGAAGUUGGUUUACUUUCAUUUUUCUUUUGGUUUUGAUUGAUAUUGAGAGAGUAUCUGAGCCCAGCGGUUGUUAAAUAGGAGAAAGAUCAUGGGAUGUGCCCUGUUGCUGUUUGCUGGAAGUUAUGUGGAAUGAGCUGCAAAUGGUCCAUUCUCGAGGAAAACUAGUGUAUGUGGUCUGCCUGCUUUUAACUUUGGAUUUUUUUUGAGUUUGAAGGUUGAUAGAAGCCCGUGACUCAAUGGGUCCAUUCUGAGAGGGGUGCGAGGCAUGGGUCUUGGGUUUACCUGACAGGAGUGGGUACACGAAGUGACCUUACCUUAGAGGGUAUCCUGGUCAUAAAAAGAAAAAAAAGAGAGAUAGGAAUAGGUUUUGAUAUUGAUCUGAUUCAAUGUAAGAGGCUGCUGAGGGAAAUAGUAUGAGAAAUUAGGUUUUUCCUUGUAGGUGUUGUGUCGGGGCUCAGUUCAAUAAAUAGCUUAUGAUUUCAAAAAGAAAAAGAAGCAAGAAUCAGUUCAUUUUGGGAAUUUUUUUCUUUUCUUCAUUUAAUGCUAUAAAUGCUAUGUUUAUAUAUGUGAGGAAUAAUGUCAGUAUUCUCAUAGGGAGAAAAGCCCUAGUGAGAUGCCAUCACCUUGUGCUUUAUAUGUUUAUGCGACUCGACCUUGCUGUAUUUAAAAUGCAUUGUGGAUGGUUUUUAUGGAGUGGCAGAUAUUUCAGGCAGUGUGAAAAGUUGUAA
Molecule: messenger RNA, 3638 nt
Organism: Alnus glutinosa
Lineage: Eukaryota; Viridiplantae; Streptophyta; Magnoliopsida; Fagales; Betulaceae
Exons: 5
Coding region: 1011-2852 (613 amino acids)
Source: RefSeq, a predicted model, not a curated record